Molecule: messenger RNA, 777 nt
Organism: Arachis stenosperma
Lineage: Eukaryota; Viridiplantae; Streptophyta; Magnoliopsida; Fabales; Fabaceae
Exons: 2
Coding region: 1-777 (258 amino acids)
Biological process (GO): DNA integration
Molecular function (GO): nucleic acid binding
Source: RefSeq, a predicted model, not a curated record
AUGCCACAGAAUUUCAUUUUGGAACUGGAAGUAUUUGAUGUGUGGGGAAUAGAUUUCAUUGGACCAUUCCCAACCUCAUAUGCAAACAAGUACAUCUUGGUAGCAGUGGAUUAUGUGUCCAAAUGGGUAGAGGCCAUUGCAACCCCAACAAAUGACAACAAAGUGGUCAUGAACUUCCUCAGGAAGAAUAUUUUCAGCCGGUUCGGAGUCCCAAGAGCCCUCAUCAGUGAUGGAGGGAGCCAUUUUUGUAACAAACCACUAGAGACUCUUCUCCUACGAUAUGGGGUGAAACACAAGGUAGCCACACCUUACCAUCCCCAAACAAGUGGACAAACGGAGAUAUCCAACAGAGAGCUAAAGAGAAUUCUGGAGAAGACUGUAGAAUUGGAACACAAAGCUCUCUGGGCCAUCAAGAUACUGAACUUUGACAACAUUGCUGCUGGUGCAAAGAGGAUCUUGCAACUGCAAGAGAUGGAGGAAUUCAGGUUACAAGCCUAUGAAAAUACUAAGAUAUAUAAGGAGAAGGCAAAAAGGAGACAUGACUUGCAUCUUGCACCCAGGGAUUUCGAAAAAGGGCAGCAAGUACUCCUCUACAAUUCCAAAUUGAGACUAUUCCCAGGAAAACUCAAAUCGAGGUGGUCAGGGUCUUUCAUUGUCACUAAAGUCUCACCAUAUGGACACAUUGAAAUCGUGGAUGAAAGGUCAGGGAGGACUUUUACAGUGAACGGACAAAGACUCAAGCAUUAUCUGGGCAACAUGGGGAGAACCCCAGAGUAA